GAGAAAUUGGGUGACGGCAGAGCGGUCGGCGUGCACCCUGCGGCCCGUUGUCAGCGCACAAGGUUACAAUAUAUUCGUCAUGUUAUGAAGGAGAAAACUACAAAAGGAAAGCAAGUAAUAGCAAAAUUAUGGAUGUAAAGGAACCUACUCGAAGAAGCAGCAGCACUACCGAGCGAAAACGUGAGAGCUUCCAGCAUCGCGAUGACAGCUUCAAAAGUCUGCAGAACAGCUUCGAAGGGAAGGAGUCGCGGGACGAGUCGCGGGACUCCCGAGGGAGCACGAUGGCGCUGGGGUCGCCGAGGAUCCCGAGGAAGUUCAUCACGAACUGGCGGCAGGCGUGCGACCGCACCCGGGACCGCACCAAGGAGCUGCUGAAGCGCUGGCGGACGCUGCCCGACUCCGAGACCCCGGACACUCCGCACAACGGCCACGGGCCGGUUCACAGCCCCGGCCAAGGCCCAGGGCAGGCCGACAAGGAGCACGGCUGGAGCGUCCACGUGUGGGCUACAUGGGUGCGUAGAGUACCAAGUGAGGAAGAUUCAACACAAAAUAGUGAAUUAUGGAAGAACCACCUUUCAACAUUGCAGAAGGAGAAAUUUGCUUACUUCUUCUCUCAUCUCCUGGAUUGGGAUCGAGAUGAUGUGAUAUCAAUUCAAGAUUUUGAUGCAAUGAGUGAACGUUUACGUCACUUUGCUGACUGGUCAACAAACUCAGCAGAAUUUCAUAUACUUCAUGAAGUUCAAUAUGGAUUCAUUGAUACAUUCAUUACCAAUCGUAUAACAAGUAUCAGUUCUGCAGAAUCUAUGGAAGACUUACCUCCUGGUACCACCAAUUUGGAGCAGUGGUUAAUGAAAUGGAGUGAGCUUGUUAACAAAGCACAAACAUUAAGUGAUUUUCCCAUAUGGCUCCAAUAUUUUGGAAAAAUAAUUUUUUUGGUCAUUAAUAAAAGUAAUACAGGAACUAUUUCUCGAGAUGAAUUGAGAGAAUUUUAUUCCUCGUUCAUGGGAUUCAGUACUCAAAUAGUUGGAGAAAUACUGGAUCUGGCUUACAAUAAUAUGACAGCUAAUGGUGAUCAUCCACUCUGCUACCAAAUAUUUCACUUGUGUUUUGCCAAUUUUCUCUUGGGCAAAUAUCCUCAUGGGCCAGGACAAUUUUUAUUUGGACCUUGUCAAGUGGGAACAUAUUCUAUUAUGUUUCCUAUUGAUUACAGUGCUUUUAAUAGUCCACCAGAUGCCUUAGAACAAUACAGUCCUCACAAGAAAAGUAACAGACAUUCUGUGGUUGUUUGAAGUAGUUUUGAAUUAGAUAAUAAAUAUUAUUCAAAAAGCAGGACUCUAUAUGUAUUUUGUGACCUGAAAACAUUUGUUUUGGAGCUUCUUAUUGUACAAUGUAAUUUUGAGAGAGUCCAAUCUGUAUAAAAAUACAAUCGAUCUAAAUAUUUGGAAAAAUGUGAUAUGUCUCACACGUUUUAAACAAAUAUAUCUUACACAUUUUAAGUAAAAAUGUGGGUUUGUUCACUUUCAGACAAAGAACAGUGAAAUGUUCUGAUUAUUAGCAAUAUAUUUAUGUGAGUAUUACUACAAUCAUGUGAAAAUUUGAAAAUGCAUAUUGUAAGAUUGUCAAAAGUUCAAAUUUAUUGAUAUUCAGAAUGUUUCAGUGAAUAUUCUGCCAAUAUUUUGGGAUUGAUAUUAAUGUUACCAUUGUUGGCAGGGGCAGGAAGCAAGUCCCUCUCCCCCUAUAUUUUCAAUUACAUUUAAUAGUUUAAUUUUAAUUUAAUUUUUUACUAUUAAUGUAAACGACACAUUAAGUAGACCAAACCUAUCCAUUAAUAUGCUUUGAUGCAGUAAUGAUGGCACUGUCAAUAUGAGCAGAGCUGUAGCUCCCUUCAAAAACAGAAUUCAUGAUCGUAAGAAAAAGUAUGGCACAAACAAUGGAAUAAUGUUAUUAUUUCUCACACAUUUCAAGACUUGCUGGACCUUCUCAAUCUUACUUAGCAGCCAGACUCAUUGCAUCCAAUGACCAAUGCUGGACAAUCUUUAGUGCAAUCAGCAUUACAAAAUUGGUACCUAGAAUGUGAUUCAGGUUAAGCAGACUCAGUACUGUGUCAGCCAAUACCAUAUCAUUGUGUGUGUGACCAUAUUUUCAUGUGGAAUAGUUUCCCAAUUUUACUGACAUAAAUAAAUUUACAAAUAACUGCAACAUAACUUGACCUUUUUAAAUCUAUCACAUACACCAUGGUAACUUCUGUAAAACCCUAUGAGUACGGGCUUCAGUAAAACCCUACAGUGAAGCUUUUUGUGGCCAAACUAAAAUCCGUGAAGAUUUAAAUAACAUUUAAAUAACUUCCUUUUAGAUCUCCCCAACUUUUACAUGCCAGAGAUGGUCGUGGUGUGGAUGUACGACUAUAAAAUAUUUUAACAUUGCAACUUGUCCAUUAUGUCUGUGACAUUUUACAUUCAAUGUGCAUACUACUGCAUCAUGAAAGAUCAUGAUUUAUAAUGUGAUAUAAUAACUGAACAAAAGCAGAUGUUUGGAUCUUAAUGGAUUUUAUUGGCUCUUGAGUACAUGUGUUACCAAAAUCAACUCCCCAUGCAAGGCAUGUAAUGGCAAUCAUUCUCUGAUUCCAGAUAGACUUAGCUUCCAUGCAAUAAGUACAGAAACAAUAAAAUUAAUUAGAAGUGAAAUUUCAAAAAUUUAAAACAAAAUUUCUAGACAUUUUUGUAUCAUCUUCCUCAUCAUCUUUGGUGAACAAAAGAAGAUAUUCUCUCAGAUAGCCUUCCUUCAGAAGUUACUAGAGACAAUAUAUUAUGGCAAUCAUUCUCUGAAACAGUCUGUGUAUGAAUUAUACAGUUUACGUGAGAGUAGGAAAUGGAAGUCAACGAACAUUUAUCACAUUAAUUUUUAUACAUUCUAAAUUAACAUUGUUAUUUUCAUUGGUACAGUUUCUGUACCCUUCCAUUUUCUAAAGCACUGAUUCUAUCUUUAGAAAUAUAUUGUUCAUAGUAUUUUUAAAUUUAUUAGAUAGUUUUUUAACUGCACAAUAAACAGCACAUCAAAAAAAUAUAUUCAUUUCAUGUGAAAAAUAAUUUAAAUAUUUGUAUUUUUGAAUGAAUUUAUGAGUGAACAAAAAUAUAAACUAUAUAAUCAAAUAUUGGGAACAAUAGUGAUAAAAGGGAUCAAAAUAGAACUCUGUAUUUGAAUUACUUGAAUUGGUAUUAACAAGGUAUGUGUUUUAACAAUAGUAGAGAACGCCUAAAAAUAUUGUAAACUUUUCAUGGUGCAACAUGUAUAAACUUUUAAAAAAGGAUUAAACAUUUUUCUGUGCUUCAAAUAUACGUCUGUUUAGAUUGUUUUUAUCAAAAUACUUUCAUAUAUUUUAGGACAGUUAGUUAAGUAUUUUGUAUUAUUAAUACGACAAGAAUAGAACACAUUUCAUAUCUUUCAAUCUUCUUUUAAUUUAUUUAUAAUGAAGUAACUUUACAAUGUAUUAAACAGUUAAACACAGUAAGGUGAUAUUCAUAAUACAUAGAAGUCAUACAGAAUGUAUUUUAUAAACAACUGAUUUUGUUUUACAUAUUGCUGUUUAAGAGUGAAUAUUUUUAACAGCAACAACAUAGUAUGUAUUCUGCAUUAAAAGAACAAUAGUUAAAAACAUGAAAUUAAAACUAAUUGAUUUAGUUAUUCAUUUCCACUGCACACUAAACAAUGUUAUUUGUUUUUUAUCUUUAGAGAAGGUUCAUCUAUUAUCACAUGUUAGGGGAUUCUUCUUUUCUUGUGAAAGGUCCAUGUUUAACAUAAAACAUAGGACACACUUCACAGCAUAAAAAAAAAUCCCUAACAUUGAAUAAUAGAUGACC
Gryllus bimaculatus (two-spotted cricket) is the source of this 3857-nucleotide messenger RNA. The record is from the annotation of a GenBank genome assembly. NCBI's taxonomy places the organism in Eukaryota, Metazoa, Arthropoda, Insecta, Orthoptera, Gryllidae.